AACUUUUUGUGAACCUUUUUGACUUUAUUAAAAAUAAUUAUUUUUGAAAAUCUUCUUUUUUGUAUGCCCCUUACUGUACGUGCUGGCUCGGUCCCUCACAAGUGGUGUCAGAAGUGGGAUUUGCCAGUAGGGGGCAUAGUUUUUUUCUUUGGUGAACUUUCUGGGCCAUGAACCGAGGAGGACGGAGAGGAGCCCCAAAGGCUGUUUCAGUGGAGCAACUGGAUGAAGUUGCACAAGAGCUGAAGGAUGAAGAGUUACAGGAGGUGAGAGAAUUUGAUGUGGAGACUGAAUGCACUGAACCAACAAUAGCUGACUUGACAGGCUUGUUUAGAGCUCACAUGGCAAAAAUGGAGGCUCAGGAAGCACAAAGGAUGGCAGAGCUGGCCCAGCAGGAACGCCGAUUCAAAGCUCUCCAUCAUCAGUUUGGCCUGUUGCAGCUGGAGGUGCAGGCUCGCACAACUCCUGUUCCAAAUACUUUGGUAGCAUCUCAAGAUGAUUUGGAUCACCCAGAUGGGGGUGCUGGUCCAAGUAGGCCAUUAUCUCAGUCAAGUACCUGUCGGAGAGAGGGAGCUGAAGCCCGUGAUACAGGUCAGUGCCAACUUAAAGAGCCUAAAUUGGAAAAGUUGUCUGAUGGUGAUGAUGUUGAGCAUUUCCUAAUUACUUUUGAGAGAAUGGCAGCAGUUUGCCGAUGGCCAAAAGAGGAGUGGGUAUUUCAUCUGAUUCCCCUUCUGACGGGUAAGGCCCGGGCUGCUUAUGUUCACAUGGAUGUUGAUGAAUCUUUGAAUUAUGAUGAACUUAAAUCUGCAGUAUUAAGGAAAUAUGACAUCAGUCGAGAAACCUACAGGCAGAGGUUUCGGUCUCUUGAAGUAGAACACCUUGAAAGCCCUAAAGAACUAUAUGUGAGGUUAAAAGAACUGUAUGGUAAAUGGAUGCAGCCAAAAAGUAAGUCUAUUGAAGAAAUUGGUGAAGUGAUCAUUCUUGAACAAUACUUGAGAAUGUUGUCUCCAGAGCUACAGGUGUGGGUACGAGAACAUGAUCCACAGUCGGCUUCACAAGCGGCAACACUGGCAGAUGUGUUUGUGGCAGCACGUCAGAGAAAUCAGUCCUGGUGGUGGAAAUCCAGCCGAGAUGACCGGAGAGCAAAUCCUCCACAGCAGUCUAUGAGAAACUUCCCUGGUGCUGGUAAGCCUCCUGGAGGAGGGCCUGCAUUUGUCAAUGCUCCUAAGAAUUAUAGGAAAAUGCCAAUAUGUUACCUAUGUAAUCAAGAAGGUCAUACCAAGCCCAUGUGCCCUAGAAAUGUAAUCAAGAAUACUCACCUGUGUUAUGUGCCCAGGCAUCUUGCAAAGCCAGCCCCUAAAGCUGAACGCUCACCAGCAAGCACCACUGUUGAGUUUAAUGGAAAGGAAAUGAUUGCUUUGGUUGAUACCGGGAGUGAUCAGACUUUGGUACACAUGAAGUGCAUUUCUCCAGCCCUCCUUCGCAACACCAACCUGAAGGCUGUCCGCUGUGUGCAUGGUGACGAAAAGCUGCUACCCACCGCAGAGGUCUAUCUAAAGGUGAGAGGUCAGACUUACUACUUGGAGGUUGGUGUAGCUGACAACCUACCUUUUCCUGUAGUCCUGGGGCAGGACCUGCCAGUACUGUGGGACUUAUUGCAGCCACCAUCCACCUGUAACAUGGUUGUUACUCGAGCCCAGAGCCAUAUGAGAGACGAAAGUAAAGAGUUGCUUGCUACGCUACCAUUCUUUGAUGCAGAAAUCAAUGGCUCAACUAAACCUAGGAAAUCCAGACGACAGAAACGGUUUGAGAAAAUCCAAUAUAAUGCUUCCGGAAUGCCUGUUGAUAAGUUUGCUGAAUUCUCACCCAAAUUUAAGCUGCCGGUCAACAUUAUGCAGAUGCAACAAGAGGAUGCCAGUCUUGUUCCUUAUCUGGAGAGAGCAAAGCAGGAGGAUGGAAAAACUGUUGAUGGAGAGACAAAGGAAAGAUUUUGUAUGUACCAGGGUCUACUAUAUCGUCAGAUGGGACAAGUGACACAACUGGUGGUACCACAGUGUGUCCGUGAAGUUAUCCUUACUCUGGGUCACUCGAUUCCUUGGGCUGGCCACCUGGGGAAACGUAAAACCAUUGCCCGGAUCAGAAAACACUUCUAUUGGCCUGGUCUGAACUCAGAAGUAGCCCAGUACUGUAAAACCUCCCCUGAAUGUCAAAAAGUGUCCUCUGACUGCCCAAGGCGGGUCCCUCUCCAACCACUGCCACUCAUAGGCACUCCAUUCGAACGACUGGGAAUGGACAUAGUUGGACCAGUGGAGAAAAGUCGUUCGGGUAACCGAUUUAUGCUUGUAGUGACUGACUAUGCCACUAGGUAUCCUGAAGUGUUUCCCUUAAGGUCAGUUAAGGCCAAGUACGUGGCUACCUGUCUAGUGCAACUGUUCUCCAGAGUUGGCUUUCCAAGUGAAAUUCUAACCGAUCAAGGGACUAAUUUUAUGUCGAAUCUUCUGAAGCAGGUCUAUAGGAUGCUGGGCAUCAAGAGUUUGAGAACCACUCCUUAUCAUCCCCAGACAGAUGGGUUAACCGAAAGAUUUAACCAGACGUUAAAGCAGAUGCUACGCAAGUUUGUUGGUGAGUCUGGCACUGAUUGGGAUCAAUGGCUCCCAUAUCUUCUGUUUGCCUACAGGGAAGUGCCACAAGCCUCCACUGGAUUUUCCCCGUUUGAGUUGCUUUAUGGUCAUGAAGUCAAAGGUCCCUUAGCAUUACUCCGAGAAGUUUGGGAGGGAAACCCACAGAGAAAUGAUGAAACUAAUGUGGCAUCCUAUGUGAUUCAGAUGAGGGAACGUUUGCAAAAGAUGUCUGCACUAGCUCAGUCUCAUUUGGCAGAAGCUCAAACACGGCAGAAAACCUGGUACGAUCAAUCUGCUCGGGAGCGGCAGUUUAAGCCCGGUCAGAAGGUACUCGUGAUGUUGCCCAGUCAUGAAAGUAAGCUGCUUGCAAAAUGGCAGGGGCCGUAUGAAAUUAAAAGGAAACUAGGUCCUACCACCUAUGAAGUUGCUCUAUUUGACCAUGCUCAUUCUACACGUACUCUGCAUAUAAAUUUGCUUAAAGAAUGGUUUCCUCGUCCUCCUGAAUCUAGCCACAGCUUGAUGAUCCGGCAAGUCAAAGAAGAGGAUGAUUCUGAAGUAUUUCUGCCUCAGUCAGCUCUAGGAGAUGUGGAUCUGAGUCACCUGUCCCCACAGCAACAGCAUGAGGUGAGAGAAAUUUGUUUACCAGAAGUCUUCUCAGAAUACCCUGGCUUUACCACCUUGAUUGAACAUAAUAUUGAGUUGAAACCCGAUGCUGUAGUUCGAAGAAUGAGUUACAGGGUCCCUGAACGUCUCCAAGAAGCGCUGAAAGAGGAGGUGGAUCUGAUGCUGAGGCUGGGAAUUAUAGAACCCUCUAAAAGCGAAUGGUGCCACCCUGUGGUCCUUGUUCCGAAAAAGGAUGGGUCUAUAAGGUUUUGUAUAGACUUUCGUUACCUCAACUCCGUGACCAAGUUUGAUGCUUACCCUACUCCACGAAUCAGUGAUCUCACUGAUCGACUGGGCACCUCAAAGUUUCUAACCACCAUUGAUCUUUCAAAAGGUUAUUGGCAGAUUCCGUUGACUCCACAGUCCAGAGAACUCACUGCGUUUAAAACACCCUGGGGCCUAUUCCAUUUUAAGGUUCUAGCCUUUGGACUGCAUGGGGCACCGGCCAGCUUCCAAAGACUAAUGGACCAGGUACUGCGAGGACUACCAUUUACAGCUGCUUAUCUGGAUGAUAUUGUGGUGUACAGUGACACAUGGCAGCAACAUCUGCAGCAUCUCCAGGAAGUUCUGCAACGCCUUCAGGCAGCCGGCCUGACAGUUAACCCCCAAAAGUGUACCAUUGCAAAGGCAGAGACAGAGUACUUGGGGUUUGUUAUUGGUAAAGGGGUGCUCCGACCCCAGGUGGAGAAGGUACGGGCCAUUGAAAAGUGUCCACAGCCACAAACCCGUAAGGAGUUAAGGUCCUUUUUGGGUAUGGCUGGGUUUUAUCACAGAUUUAUUCCCAACUUUUCUGGGCGGGCUGCAGUAUUGACUGACAUGGUUGGUUCAAGGAGUCCCAAUCAGCUGAAGUGGACCCAAGAAACAGUGACAUUCCCGAAGGGAGGGAGUAUGUGAUGGCCAGUGUGGUGGCCACACAUUGAGAGUGAGGCAUGCACACACACACACACACACACACACGUUAUACUUAUUCAUUUAAGAUUAUUUAUUGGUCACAAUUUCAGUUAUUGUGUUUAUACAUUUUCGUUUCAUUCAUAUCUGAUUUAAAUAAGACUCAUACACUUUCAGUUUCUCAUUACCUUUCUUUAUUUUCCCCAGUACAUUUAUUACUAUUUUGGGUGCACACAAAAUCGGUUAUCUGUACUGUAUGUUUUGUUAAUUUAGUUUUCUUUUGAGUUUAAGUUACCGUGCUGCAGUGCCGACGAGGAACAGAGUUUCCUGGUGUGGUCCGCCCAAGUAAAGGUCCGACGUGCCGCGAGAUGCCGUCUUUUGGUUCCGCCUGCAGAUACCAUUGGCUUAAUGGCUUGGAGGGAGAGCUCAUGUUUGGUUUAGGUUCAAUAAUGAUUUACAAUGUUUGUUUAUUCAGAUUUAUAUUUAG
This is a messenger RNA of Danio rerio (zebrafish), 4656 nucleotides long. NCBI's taxonomy places the organism in Eukaryota, Metazoa, Chordata, Actinopteri, Cypriniformes, Danionidae. The record is from RefSeq and is a predicted model, not a curated record.